Messenger RNA from Patiria miniata (bat star), 4671 nucleotides. RefSeq names its product sterol regulatory element-binding protein 1-like. Bases 97 to 3657 code for a protein of 1186 amino acids. The transcript has 15 exons. Gene Ontology annotation, molecular function: DNA-binding transcription factor activity, RNA polymerase II-specific; protein dimerization activity; RNA polymerase II cis-regulatory region sequence-specific DNA binding. Gene Ontology annotation, biological process: regulation of transcription by RNA polymerase II. Lineage: Eukaryota; Metazoa; Echinodermata; Asteroidea; Valvatida; Asterinidae. The record is from RefSeq and is a predicted model, not a curated record. Gene Ontology annotation, cellular component: nucleus.
UCUGGGCAGUUCGCGUUGUGUGAUUCAUCAUGCAAUGCAAUGUGAUUGAAAACUCACGUAGCUAGAUAUAGAAAAAGUGUCGAAUUAGUUCGCACCAUGGCGGAUCAGCUGCAACAGUGGCUGUUUUCGUCCGAUCCUUUAGGGGAUCUGGAUCCGAAUUUACAGUCUCCAGGCGGCAGUGAUGUUCUUUUGGAUGAUAUUGAUGAUGUUAUCAAAUAUGAGUGUCCAGAUGAUUCUCUUCUACUUGAUACCACCUUGGGAUCAGCAAAUCUCAACGAUUCUGGUUUUCUAUCACCGGACUCGCACUUUGAUAUGCUGAUGACGUCUCAAGCAUCGAGACUGCAAGAUCAGCAACAGCAGCUACAGCAGCAACUUAGUCCAGUACAAGUACCUGCAAGCACAGAGGUACAGCAAAUCUCUCCACACCAGAUACAAACGCAGCAGUCACAGCUCCAGACAGAGCAGGCAGAAAAGGAGCAACUGCAGAACCAACUGCAGCAGCAGCAGCAACAGGCUACCGUGCAGAUACAGCAGUUGCUGCAGCAGCUUCAGAAGCAGGCACAACGCCAAGCCCAGUUGCAAGAGCAACAGAAGCUGCAAGCACAGCAACAACAGAUUCAAGCCCAACAGCAGAUACAAGCCCAGCAGCAGAUACAAGCCCAGCAGCAGAUACAAGCCCAGCAGCAGCAGCAGACUGUUCAGUUGCAGCAACAGCAAAUACAGCAGCAGCUUUCACCGACUGCAACCCCCUUGACUGUUCAGCAGGUGCCUCAGUCAUCUCCACUCAACUCUCCCAAUGUUCUGAGUACAAUUGCAACAUCACAUGUGCUGACUUCAAGUAACAUACCGACUGGCAAAACUGUAGUCGCAUCACCAACAAUUCAGUCACUAUCUCUGACUCCACAAGUACUGCAAACUCCAUCAAGUCCUCAGCUAACAAUCCAGACUCCUAAACUAGCUGUGUCUCCAGCCAAACCAGUUCAGCCAUUGCCAGUCACUACAAGUUAUCAACAGGUUGUCGUUCCAACCCCAAUCAUCAAGGCUGAACCCACCAAAUGCCUACCCGUGGUCUCGGUCACUAGUGCCUCCCUCCACAUCAACAACGAUGGUGGUGCAGUCAUCACCAGUAUUCCCAUGCUGCAGGUUGACAAUGACAAGCUGCCUAUCAGUAGGCUGACGUCGACCCGGACUGAACAACCACCGCCGAAGAAAGGAGAGAAAAGGACAGCGCACAAUGCCAUUGAGAAACGUUAUCGAUCCAGCAUCAAUUCCAAGAUACAGGAACUCAAACAGAUGGUGGUUGGACAUGACGCUAAGAUCCAGAAAUCUGGCAUUCUUCAGAAGGCCAUAGACCACAUCAAAUUCCUGCGCAACACAGUCAACAAGUUGAAACAAGAGAACAUGAUACUGAGGGUCCAAGCAGAGAAGGCCAAUCCAUCACACACACUGCUGGGUGAUUCCAUCAAAGUAAAGACUGAACCGAUGACGCCACCCCCAUCUGAUACCAGCUCACCCCUGCGUAGCCCCAUCAGCAGCACCUCAGACGUCUGUAGCUCUGACAUGUGUGAAGAAGAAGCCAUGGAGCAGAACUUCUCUUACAGCGAAGAGGAAGACUUCAAGUCUGAACCCUACAGUCCCGGUGGUCUGCUUGACCGCACACGCCUGGCUCUUUGUGUCUUCAUGUUCUGUUUCGUGGCUCUGAAUCCCCUCGGAUUCCUGUUUGACUCGCCUGGAUCUUCUACAAACCUUGCUUUUGACAGACCACAGGGACACGGACGAACCAUUCUUGCUGAAGAAGAGCUAAUUGAGCAGACUUGGUUCCAGUGGCUGUUGUCCUCUUGUCUGGUGUGGUUUGUCAACGCAGCGAUAGUCAUAGGCUUCUUAGCUGGUGUCUUCAUAUUCGGGGAACCAGUCACCAAGUCCCACAGCGAUGCAUCAACAACGUUCUGGAGACAUCGGAAACAGGCGGAUUUGGAUCUCGCUAGGGGUGACUUUGCAGCAGCAGCCAGCCAGCUACGCACCUGCCUGUCAGCUUUAGGCCGGCCUCUACCAACAUCUAGACUAGACCUGUUGUCAUCUCUCAUCUGGAACCUGGUACGUCAUGCUCUGAAUCGUCUUCUCAUCGGUCGCUGGUUGGCUACUCUUGCUGGUGGGCUGCGUAGGAAGAGAGAAGGAGAGAAGUGUCCUGAUGGCAAGACGUCGUCUCGCAAUGGUGCAUUGGUCUAUCACAAAUUACAUCAGCUUCAUAUGGCUGGUUAUUUGACUGACGGUGAUCUGUAUGCCAUCAACAUGGGCCUGUGUGCCAUGAAUCUUGCUGAGUGUGCUGGGGAUACCAUCAGUCCAGCCACAUUGACUGAGAUCUAUGUCACUCAAGCACUGUGCUUCAGGAUCAGACUGGCCAGCAGACUGCAAGUGUUUUCUAGGUAUUUCCUGAGUCGUGCCCGUCAUAUCGGUGCUGGUGGCUCUGAGUUACCAUCCCUGCAGUGGUUGUUCCAUCCUAUGGGAUAUCGUUUCUUCCUGUAUGGAGCUUGGACCUGUCAACCCAAGGAGAGUCUCUACAGUGUGGCCGGAAAUCCAACGGACCCACUCUCCUUUGUCAGUCAGGCCUACAGAGAACAUCUUCUAGAGAAGGCUGCCUACUCCUUGGAAUCUCCAAACUCAAACUCCUCUUCAAGAAACCCAAAAGCUGAAAGCGAUCCUCAGUGUUCCGAGACACUCCAAUACCUUCAGCUUCUGAGUGAAUGUUCUGAUUCAGCCAGCACUCCCAAACAAGCCUUUGCCAUCGGCUCAAACAUGUCAGCUGCUUCAGGUGCAGACCCAGUCUCCAAGUGGUGGUGUAACAUUGUCUUUGUGGCUGUGUAUUGGCUCCUGGGAGAUGACGCAGCAGCAGAGAGACUCUACUCUGCAUUGGAAUGUCUGCCACAACAACUACAAAGUGCAGAGGAUGCUCUUCCCAAGGCCACUCAGCUGGCCUUCAAAGCAAGGAAAGCCUUCCUCAGCCCAGACAGCAACAGAAAAGAGGCCUUUCUGGAUGAGUGUAUCUACAUCUGCAACAAGUCCAGCGCUCAUCUGAAAAGCAGUCUCAACUACUCGGGGCAGCAUCGCCAUGAGAAAGUCACUCAGGCAAUGCAAGUCUUGGUCUGUGAUUGGCUUCUCUCAACUCGCACAGCUGUCUGGCAGAAGCAACAAGGCUCUCCUAACACCCCAGUCACCUCCAUCUCACCUCUAGAGCUCUCCUCCUUCCAGCAAGAUCUGUCCUGCAUCCGUAAACUCUCCACAUCCAUCAAGGCAGCGGUGCCCAGGGUGUAUGUCUACCAGGCUACCGCUAGGCUGAUGGCUGGGGCACAUCCGGCCAAGACACAGCAGCUAUUGGAUAGAAGCUUGAGGAGAAGGGUGACCAAUGCAUACUCAAACAUGAAAGAUGAUGAUGAGGUGACAGUGAGUGAUCGUGACCGAGCCUCAGCCCUCCUGAUGGCCUGCAGACACCUCCCCUUCCCUCUUCUCUCCUCCCCUGGUCAGAGAGAACGCAUGCUGGCUGAGGCAGCCAGGGCACUGGAGAAGAUUGGUGAUCACAGGGGACUACAAGACUGCCAACAGAUGUUGAGAAGUCUUCAGAAUGGCGGCAACAACUGCAACGCCACUGUAGCUUGCUGUUAGUCCUCUAGGGAAAAUGGAGUAGAUGAGCCUACUUAUUGGCAAAGUAUAACACUACCUUGCUUGACAAAUCAGCUAAAUACUGUUUCUUGAGAGUGGAGUUUUCAGCCGUAACCUUCCAGCACAAAAAUGCUGUGCUGUAGUGUUACUUGUACAUUGUAUUUGUGGUACUGUCUGUAACUUUUGAAGAUUGUGAAUACAUUUCUUUUAAAUAAUCCUGUAAAUAUGUUUUGAACAAAAAAGACACCGAUUAAGAUUGAGUGUGCCCAAAACAAAAAUAUUUAUUCCUCCUUAAAUUUACAAUGAAAAAAAAUUGGAAAAGCACCAAUUAUAAAGUACCAAGUACUAUCUAAAGAAAAAAUUGUUAUCAAGUGUGAGGGGUCUAAACAAAUGUUAUAUAUAUCAGUAUCCAUAAAUGUAUAUUCAGUCUAUCUGCCAUUUUAUUUACAAAUUAACCAUGUAUGGUCCUACAAAGAUUUUAUUUGAAGAAAAAAAAAGAUGUGUUAAAUAGUUAUAUUUAAGCUAUUUUGAAAGACUUUAGACUUCGGUUUAUGUUGUGCUUUUGUUCUUGUUCCUACAUACACAAUUCAGUGCUUAACAUUAUUACCAUUUUAGAUAACACAAAAAAGCCAUUAAUAAUGGUUCAAGUAAUUUUCUUUGAUCUUUCAUAUUUUAAGCAAGUUGCCUACAUGAAUGCAACUGGCCUUGUGUGAUAUAUGGGAUGAACUUUAGGAUCUAUCCAUUUACCUUCAGCUGUACAUAAUGCUCAGCUGGGAAAGUAUAUUUUCAAAGUAGAUUACUUAUUUCUUGUUAAAGUUACUUAUGGUGUACGUAUCAAUUGCCGUUAAUAAGUUACCCAGAUUUCCUAUUAUCGUUUAUUUUGAAUUCGUUAAUUUCCAUCUUAAUAUAUAGAAAAAAAAGCUUUUUAUAGCUCACAGUCCUAUGACAAAAUACACAUACUUGUACAAAUGUGAGUGGUAACGUUUAAUCUUUGAAUAAAUGAAAUGUUACUAUAAA